AUGGCUUUCUGGCCUGAGGAAGAUAGCGAUACAAAUGAUUUGGAAGAUUCAAAUACAUCGAUUCAGUCACUUCAUAUUGAUGGUAAGUUUGCUGAUUAUGCCAUUUUUUAUUAUAUUCAAGUAAUUUGUUGGGGUUUUUUCAAUGUAUUAAUGUGAUUUUAUAUGUAUAAAUAUUAUUAAAUUGUUGCACGUAUUAAAGUGUGCAACCUGUGAUUCCUGUAUUUAUUUAAUACCAUUUGAAACAAAUACAUGUUGUUUUGACCAAAUAAUUUUUUCAAUUGUGUAUUAAAGUUGUGUUCAAUUUUUGUCUUGCCCAACCAAAAUCUCAUUGAAAAAGUCUAUACUCACUAGUACAGUAUAUGCAUACAGUCCAUAUAUAAAAUAAAAUAAAAUAAAAUAUGCAAAUGCUUAAUAAUUGCGUAGAUGAAGAAGUCGAUGACUCUGUUACUUUAUGUCACUCUGGAAGAUUGCUAACUAGUACGCCUAAGAAAGUCUGCAGGAAAUUAUAUGAUGAUUUAAGUUAUGAGACUUCUCAGUGUUCAAAUGUACAAAAAGAUUGUGGUGAUGGCAGACGGGGAACGAAACACAACCUGACACCAAACUCAAAGAGUUUGAAUCAACCUAAUGCUAAACGGUUUCUGGUUGGUAUGUGAGCAUAAUUAAGGCUGUUUUCCACUAGACAGGAUUUUGCAUGUGGAACAGAAUUUUUCUUUGGCUUUUUACAAUCAGUUAACUGCCUGAGUUCACAAAGAAAAAUUCUGCUCCUCUUACAAAAUUCUGCCUAGUGGAAAAGUUUUAAUAGAUGUUUUGUGAAAAAGUAAACUGCCUGUUUAUCUACUCAACUGUUUCAACUGUCUGUUUUAUCUAAUUUAUGGUAAUAUGCUGGAGCACUGAAAAGCAAAAUCCACACAAAUAUGAAAAUUGAUUUCUAAGUUAAAACACCAUAUCAUGGGCAUAAAUGGACUGCUUUGGCAAGGGGGGUUGUAUAUAUUUGAGGGGCUGUGUUUUUAGAUGCAGGGAGGAAGCUAUUGUCUAAAGAGAUUUUCUGUGGAGUGCUUCGCUAUUUAAAGGGGUAUGCACCUCCACCUGAUUGCCACCCCUAGACCCAUGAUCUCUUUGUCAGUGAAUAUAAUUUUUUCUCUUUUUUAAGGUGGUAAACCAUCUGGCAAGGAAGUAAAUUACAGACGAUCUAUGUUAGAAUCUAAGAUCAAUGCUGCCUUUGUUCAACAGGAAAACUGCGAAGUGGACAAAGCGGUUGUGUUAUCUUAUCUUGGGCUUAAUGAGGAUGAAAGCAUCUUAGUUAGACGCACCAUUAAGAGUAUUUUCCCAAUGGUUAGGACAAGACGUAACAGAGUGAAUGGCAUGUAUCCUUUACUAUGGUUUAAAAUAAUCCUAAAUAAUGUUAUGCCCAUUUGCAAGAGUGUGUACAAUCUAUUACAGAGUCAUAUUUUGAACAAAUAA
This is a messenger RNA of Paramuricea clavata, 1461 nucleotides long. The record is from the annotation of a GenBank genome assembly. Lineage: Eukaryota; Metazoa; Cnidaria; Anthozoa; Malacalcyonacea; Plexauridae.